AUGAGGGUUCGACAUUUGCAAAGUUAUUUAACAGAACAUGGGUUAUUAAAAAGGAGCAGUAUAGAAGAUAUAAAAAACUUAAGACUAGGAAUAGAUGCAUUAUAUUUUUUAAGAGCAUCCGAUAAUUUAAAAGACAUUUUGAGUGAUGUGUCAGGGUGUAUAUCUCCAUGUAUAUUUCAUUUAGUAGAUAAACAAUGUGAAUAUUUUCGAAAAUAUAAUAUAGAUAUAAUAUUUGUAUUUGAUGGUAUAACACCAAAAUCUCACAAAUUAUUUUCUGCACAAUAUCAACAAAAUAUAGAACAAGGUUGGGUAUAUUAUGUUAAUAAUGAAUUAAAAUUAUCUUAUGAAAAAUUUUCUCAAGUAUCUAAUAUAUGUAAUUCAUAUUUGGCAUUUUUAUUAUUUCAUUAUUUAAAAGGUAAAGGAUAUAAAUGCAUAUAUGCACCAUAUUUAGCUAUUUCUCAGUUAUCAUAUUUUUUAGCUAAUAAUAUAAUUGACACAAUAUUAGGUCCUCCUACAUUAAUUUUAUAUAAUCCUCAAAUUGCAAUACUAAAUAUUGCAUGGAAAGAAAAUUAUUUUGAAUGGAUAGAUUUAAAUAGUUUAUUAAAAAUAUGGAAUAUAAAUAAGGAGCAAUUUAUAGAUGCAUGUUUAUUAGCUGGUACAGAAUAUUGUUUAACUUUUCCUUACCUUAAUUUAUCUCAUUUUAAUAGUGGAAAUUCAGAAUUUAAUUUUGGUAAUUCAAUAGAAUUUAUUAAACAGUCACCUCUAAUUAGUUAUUUACAACAUUUUCCAAAUGAUCAGUUAAAAAAAAGUUACAUUGAAGGAUAUCGUGUAUGUAAGUCUAUUUUGAAAUUUCCUAUAGUUUUAUUAUUAUCGGGAGAAGUUGGGCUUUUUUCAUAUAAAGAUAAAAAUUUUUAUAAUACAGAUAAUGUUUAUAAUAAUAAUUUAUUGAAUAAAGUUGAUCAAGUUGAAAAAAUUAAAGAUGGAAAUUAUGAAGAAAGUGAAAAUAAUAAAAGUUUUAAUAUGAAUGGUAAUUUAUAUAAUUUAUGUAAUGAAAACAUAAAAGACCUUACCACAAUAGAUACCCUUGUUGAUAGUUAUGACUCUGGUAAGAUGAAUUCAGGGGAUAGAAGUACUGAACCCGGUAAAAUAAGUGAAGAUGCAUAUACAGAUAAUUUAUCUUAUACGAAAAAUAAUGUGCAUAUAGAGAAUAGUAAGGAAUUUCAGGAAGAUAAUUUGAAAAAACAUGAGAUAGACUGUAAAGAUGAUUCGAUAGAUAAAGAGAAUAAUUCUGAGAACGGAUUUGAAACUACUGAAAAUAUUAAUAUGAAGGAAAAAGAUGAAUAUACAAAAAACAAAGAUAUAGAAAAUGAGGAUAAAGAGGGCAUAAAAAUUGAUGAUGGUAAAAAUGAGGAUAUGAAUUAUGAAGGAGUUCCACAUGAUUACAUAAAAGUGAUUGGGUCUCGAUUUCCAACAUGUGUAUAUUAUUUAAUGUCAAUUGGACUUUUAAGUAAAAAAAUAUUAUGUGUGUUAGCUCAAGGAGAAUGGAUUGAUUAUUCACACCCAAUUUUAGAUUCCUUUGAGUAUAGAGAUUCAUUGAUUGAUUUAAGAGAAUAUAGAUGCAGAAUAUUAGGAUUGAUAUCUGUUAAAUUAAAUCCUUAUUUUUAUAAAAGGAAAAUAAAAUUUUUUGAUUAUGGUUAUUACAUAAAUAAUAUAUUAGAAAAAAACAACAAAUUUACAUAUUUAGACAUUAGUUUGAUUGAUGGAUUUUUAUGGAAUAUAAAUAAAAAUAAUAUUAAUGAAGAAAAAAAACGGCAAAAUAAUAAGCCAGUUGAUUUACAAUUUAUUUUAAAAUGGCACUUAUAUUGCGAAAGUAUGAAUAUGUCACUUGUUUGUAAAAAUGAAGCAAUAGAAGAAGAGGGAUCGAAUUCUGAGGGAGAUGAUAAUUCAGAUAAAAAUUCGAAUGUUGGUAGUGAGGAUAGCAGAAAAAUAAGGGACAUUUCUGAGGGGAAUAAUAAUGAAAGUGAAGAGGGAAAAGAAAAUUAUAAAAUAAGAAAAAAAAAUAAAGAAAAAUAUAAUGAUAAAAUAAUAAGAAAUUAUAAUAAUUAUUAUAAAAAUAUACUUAAUACAGAUAAUCAAAAUUUUAAUAGCAUAUUAUGUAUAGUAUAUUAUAUGUUUCUUGAGAAUUUAGGUAUAUUUACAAAAAGAUGUGGAGUUACUUUAUUUGGUUUGUUAUUAUCUGAAAGUAAAAAUAAAAGUAUUGAUAAUAAUAUUUUAAUAAUAUUUGAAUUAUUAAAAUUCGGAUUUUUAACUACACAUCCAUUAUUACCUCCAAAUGGAAAAAAAUAUCCAGAAAAUGCAUAUUCAGCAAUUAAUAAUUCAAAGAAUUUAAAAGAUCAAGAUAAAAAAAGUGUCCUUUUGUUAUCUAGAAUAUAUUCAUUAUAUAGUUCUAAUACAAAUAAAGAAAUUAGAUAUGAUGGAUUAAUCGAUUUUGAUUUAUGUGCAUUUUUUUCUGUUGUAAAAAUAAUUAUAAAAACAUUAAGACAAUUAAUGCAAGCAUGUGUUGCUAAUGUACUUAUAACGAAUAUGGAAUUAAUACAUUUAUUACCUGAUAAUUUAUAUAACCAAUUAGAUUCUUCCAUCUCUUAUUUUUUCGUAACAGAUCAUCUUAUGGGAGUUUUAACAAAAUAUUUCUUGUUAUUUGAUUUUGAUGAUUUGAAAAAGGGAGUAUAUAAACACGAUAUUUCACUCGAAAAUUAUAAUCAAACAACAGUAGAUGAAAAGGGAGAAGGGUUAUGUGCAACUAGUAAUUGUAGUGGAAACAGUAAUAUAGUAAUAGAAAAUAAUGACGAGUAUUAUGAUAAUAUUAAUAAAGAUGAAAAAAAUCGUAGUAACUCUACUAUUGAUGGAAUGAAUACUAAUAAAAAUGUCGAAGAAAUGCAUAGUAUUAAAAAUUGUAAUGCUCAAAAUAUUCAAGAGUUAUCGAAUGAAUUAGGAAAAAAUAACAUAAGUGAAAAAUCAGGUAUAUACAACAAUAAUGACGAGGGUAAAGAUAAUACAAAUUCUGAAAAUAUAAACGAAAAAAAUGAUAAUAAAUGUAACAAUGAUAGCAAUAAAAUGGGCAUAGGUGAUGGAAAUGUUAAUUCUGGUGUUGAGGAAGAUAAAUUAACAAAUAAAUUUAAUUUAUUUGAAAAGGAAGUAAGGAAAAACUUUCCGAGUUUUUUAAACCCUAUAAUUGACUUAUGCAAUGCAAUUAAUACAUGGAGAGACCACCUAAAUUUAAUUAUAAAAUUAGAACAGCAUACAAAUGUAUAUGAUUUGGUUUCAGAUCUGAAAGCAGCUAAUACUUUUUUAGAAAAAAAAAUACAAUAUAUAGGUCUCGAUAAAUGUGCAACUUACAUUGAUAUUUGUUCAAAUCACAAUGCAUAA
Molecule: messenger RNA, 3426 nt
Organism: Plasmodium vinckei vinckei
Lineage: Eukaryota; Apicomplexa; Aconoidasida; Haemosporida; Plasmodiidae
Product: conserved Plasmodium protein, unknown function
Exons: 1
Coding region: 1-3426 (1141 amino acids)
Molecular function (GO): 5'-3' exonuclease activity; 5'-flap endonuclease activity
Source: RefSeq, a predicted model, not a curated record